AUGGUGCAGUACCUCGCGACCCAGUACGGCGGCGAGCCCAACCCACUCAACACUACCGGCCUCUGUCUGCUGUCGCUCGACGGCGGUGGCGUGCGAGGGCUGUCGACCCUCUACAUCCUCAAGAGUCUCAUGGCGCUACUGAACCACCAGCGCCAAAGCGACGGCCUUCCUCAAGUAAAGCCAUGCGAGGUGUUCGACCUCAUCGGUGGCACAAGCACGGGCGGGCUUAUCGCCAUCAUGCUUGGCCGGCUAGAGAUGGAUGUAGACACAUGCAUCGCAUCAUACAGCGAGCUGAUGAAGACUGUAUUUGAGGAGAAGUCUAGCUGGUUUCCUGUCAGCUGGAGCGGGAAAGUGAAGGCGCGGUUCGACUCGGCGAAGCUGAAAAGCGCUAUAGAAGAUGUGGUGUCUAACAACGGCGCUUCUCCAACAGACGCUUUCAAUGAUGGCAAGGAUCGUGGAUGUCGCACGUUCGUCUGCGCGACAGCAACGGAAACUGCGGGCGUCACACGUCUGAGGAGCUACACUUUACCCGACGAGGGCGAGAUCCCAGCGACCAUCUGCGAGGCCGCGCUGGCGACGUCUGCGGCGACGGGCUUCUUCAACCCCAUCUCGAUUCGAUCGCGGCAGUUUGUGGACGGUGCGCUGGGCGCGAACAACCCUGUGGACGAGGUGGAGGGCGAGGCGGCCAACAUCUGGAGCGGUGAUACAGGCGACCUAAAGCCACUGGUCAAGUGCUUCGUCUCGAUCGGCACGGGAAACCCUGGCAAGAAGGCGCUCGAGGAUGACAUCGUCAAGUUCUUGUCCAGGAGCCUAGUGGGGAUCGCGACAGAGACGGAGGAGACGGAGAGGAAGUUCAUCGCGCGAUGGGCUAAACACUACGAUGAGAAGCGGUACUUCCGCUUCAACGUCGAUCAGGGGCUCCAGCAGGUCGGCCUCGCUGAGUACAAGGAACAGGGCAGGAUAGAAGCAGCAACGGACGAGUAUCUGCGACACCAAGCGCAGAAGUUUCGGGUGCGGGACUGCAUUAAGAACCUGCAGCAGAAGCAGAGCAGAACAGAGUCAACUUUUAGCCUGGUUAUUAGUGAGUACACGAUGCGGUGCAUUACAAAACGGCAGAGAGGGGGAAACGCGCACUGGAUAGUGCCCUGUCCAGUUAACAGUCUGUUCACUGGGCGCGCUGAGCUCACAGAUCGGAUCCAAAGCGCCUUGCGCAACGAGCCAGGCACGCCUAAGCAGAAGAGGCUGGUCAUUACGGGCAUAGGCGGCAUGGGGAAGAGCGAGGUGUGCCUUAAGAUCGCAGACGCGAUGCGAGAAGACUUUUGGGGCGUGUUCUGGGUCGACGUAAGCAGCCCGUCGACUGCCAAGAACGGCUUCUUGGCCAUCGCAAAGGCGCUCGGAUCGUCUGCCGAGAGCAUCGACGAGUCGCUCCAGGCGCUUGCAAACAUAAAGGAACGCUGGCUGCUUGUCCUAGACAACGCUGACGAUCCAGCAUUCGACUAUGCAGCGUACACUCCGUCUGGCACACAAGGCGCAGUGAUCAUAACGUCGCGCGUCCCUGAGUGCAGCCAGUACAGCACGCUUCCUGCCGAAGCGCUCGAGGGCCUGGAGGAAGAGCACUCGAUGCAGCUUCUGCUCAAAGCCGCCCGCGUGCCAGAAGCGUCGUGGCAGUCUUGCAAAGAGCAGGCGAAGGCUAUCGUGGAGCUGCUAGGGUCACAUACGCUUGCGCUGAUCCAGGCAGGGGCGUAUAUUGCAGAAGGGUACUAUCGACUAGACCAGUAUUGUGCAAAGUACAAGCGGCUGCACGAGCGGCUGCUGAAGCACUAUCCUAAGCAACAGCAGUCGAGGUAUCGGCAUGUUUACGCGACUUUUGAAGCAUCUGUCAGAGUGCUAAACGAUUCUGAGGAUGAAGUGGGCCGAGACGCGUUAGACUUGCUUGGGGUCCUUUCGAUGCUACACUCUAGCGUGCUGCCACUUCAAGUCUUUCCAGGCGCGUGGAAAGGAGUUCGGCAGGUGCUUCAGGCCAACGACGACCAGACAGACAAGAUGGAGGCUCUUGGACGAUGGCACGUAUCCCAGCUGCCUGAGUUUAUCGACAGACAAACAGACGAGUGGGAUGACCACCGGCUCAACAGAGCCAGCGCUCUGCUUGCCUCGCUUUCGCUGGUGACAAGACACCGCUUGGACGACCUAGACGGAUUGUCGAUGCAUCCGCUCGUGCAUGCGUGGGCGAAAGACCGGCUGGGCCAGGAGCAGCACCAGAUGGCGUGGGAGGAGUCAGAGACGUGGCAAUCUUUUCUCCCGCCCAGUGUCGAGGAGAUCUUUUCGUUUGGCCCACCAGGGACCAUGUUGCCUAUCUUGCUGAAGUGCGGCUGGGUACUGAACAGGAUGAGAGAGGAUAACAGGCUAAAGUCGUUGCUAGAGAGCCUCUAUGUUGUUCUUAAGAUCACGCCGUCGGAACCGUCACCAGAGCACAUACGGAUAUGGGAUCUCGCGGCAAUAAGUCUAGGAUACUUAGGCCACGCUAGGCAAGCCGUAGGGCUGCUGGAGCACGUAGUCAAGACUCACCCUGAUCGGCUGGCAUCACAGCAUGCGCUUGGUUUUGCGUACCAGGCGAAUAGGCAGAUGAAGGAGGCCGUAGGGCUGCUGGAGUACGUGGUCAAGGUCCAGGAGACUAUGCUGGCAGAGACUCACCCUGAUCGGCUGGCAUCACAGCACACGCUUGGUUUUGCGUACCAGGCUAAUAGGCAGACGAAGGAGGCCGUAGGGCUGCUGGAGCAUGUAGUCAAGGUCCGGGAGACUACGCUGGCAGAGACUCACCCUGAUCGGCUGGCAUCGCAGCACGUGCUUGCUAGUGUGUACUGGGCGAAUGGGCAGAUGAAAGAGGCUGUAGGGCUGCUGGAGCACGUAGUCAAGUGCAAGGUGUAUGCUGAGUGCUGCAGCGGUCUGUACUAA
Westerdykella ornata is the source of this 2952-nucleotide messenger RNA. Its product is annotated as FabD/lysophospholipase-like protein. The transcript is spliced from 11 exons. Gene Ontology annotation, cellular component: membrane. Bases 1 to 2952 code for a protein of 983 amino acids. Gene Ontology annotation, molecular function: protein binding; ADP binding. NCBI's taxonomy places the organism in Eukaryota, Fungi, Ascomycota, Dothideomycetes, Pleosporales, Sporormiaceae. Gene Ontology annotation, biological process: arachidonate metabolic process. The record is from RefSeq and is a predicted model, not a curated record.